CUGAUAGGUGGCACUGAUUGACAUUGAUAGGUGGCACAGACUGGCACUGAUGGGUGACAUUGAAAGGCAGCUCAGAUGGGCACUGAUAUGUGACAUUGAUGUGGCACUGAUGGGCACUGGCACAUGGCAAUGAUGAGCACUGACAAGUGGCACUUCUGGGGCCACACUGAUCAUCAGGGCACACUGAUCAUCACUGUCAGCGUGACAGCUCGAGACGAGAGAAAUGCCGAUAACCGGCAUUUCCGUGUUUACAUGUGAUCAUCUGUGAUUGGACACAGCUGAU
Staurois parvus is the source of this 283-nucleotide messenger RNA. NCBI's taxonomy places the organism in Eukaryota, Metazoa, Chordata, Amphibia, Anura, Ranidae. The record is from the annotation of a GenBank genome assembly.